Anopheles gambiae (African malaria mosquito) is the source of this 979-nucleotide messenger RNA. RefSeq names its product cuticle protein CP14.6. The transcript has 2 exons. The coding region runs from base 419 to 871 and encodes 150 amino acids. Lineage: Eukaryota; Metazoa; Arthropoda; Insecta; Diptera; Culicidae. The record is from RefSeq and is a predicted model, not a curated record. Gene Ontology annotation, molecular function: structural constituent of chitin-based larval cuticle. Gene Ontology annotation, cellular component: chitin-based extracellular matrix.
CCCGAAAAAAACACGAAAGAAAACAGGCAAGCUUUGUCUACGCCCGCAUUUGUUGGUCACACAUGCGAAUACACGCUAUCAAAGAUGCGAAUGUAAAAGAUCAAACAUCUCAUGUUUUGAAUCGCUCUAACUCGUUUGAGAAGAAAAAAAAAAAAAAGCACACACACACACAUACGAACGGGCGAAUAGAUAACGAGAUGCAUACUGGUGCACUUUUUGUUUGUUCGCGUGUGUGUUGGUCUAAGCUGACUUGCCAAAUACUUUCGCUGUCGCCCCUCUGCAGGCAAUGCUUUGAAUAUAAAAGAGUCCUCGGGAGGAUUGGUUGUCAUCAGUCAGCUGUUUGCAAGUUUACAGUUCAAACGAUCUCACCUCACCGGGGACAUUCAGCCGAAAGCCGUUCCACAGACAGUCACACAAGAUGUAUUCGAAAGCGAUCGUUCUUGCCGGGUUCGUUCUCUGCCUUGUCGCAGCGGCACCGCCGAGGAAAGCGGUCCGUGCAUCGCCCGGCGGUGGCCCAGACAGUGAAGCCAUCGUGAUCCAGCAGGACCAGAUCAUCAACGACGACGGUUCGUACAACUACGUGUUUGAAACGAGCAACGGUAUUCGGGCGCAGGCGAGCAGCUCGGACGGUAUCCGUACAUCCGGGGACUUCUCUUACCCCGCUCCGGACGGUUCCAACAUUGCGCUUGUCUACGUGGCCGAUGACUACGGUUUCCAGCCGCAGGGAGCUCAUCUGCCCGUGGAACCCCCAGCACCGGAGCACGUCAUCAAGCAGCUCGAGGACAUCCGUGCCAACCCGCCGAACGAUCCGGACUUUGAUGCUGCCUUCCUGGAUUCGGAAAUUGCCAGACUGCGGGCGACCCAGGGCUGAGCAGUAGCUCCAACAGGAACGCAUUAGUUAGUUAGCGAAAUCAACAUACUGUCGAAGUAGUGAAAUUUUAAACAUUUUAAUAAAAAAGUGAUUGUGUCAAAGUACAAA